Aureobasidium vineae is the source of this 216-nucleotide messenger RNA. The record is from the annotation of a GenBank genome assembly. NCBI's taxonomy places the organism in Eukaryota, Fungi, Ascomycota, Dothideomycetes, Dothideales, Saccotheciaceae.
AUGGGAGACAAAUCAAACCAGUCGUUCCCAUGGGAGCUGGGUGUCUUCGACGCGCACUGUCAUCCGACAGACACAGUCGCCAAUAUCUCGUCAAUCCCGGACAUGCACGCCAGAAUUUUGACCAUCAUGGCCACACGUGCACAAGACCAGCAAUUAGUAGCUGAGACGGCCGACAGACUAGGCGUCAAGAGUAGGCUCGAUGAAGAUUGGAGGUAG